UUCAGACUAUUCUUUCUAUUCGCCCAAUUAAGAAUUGUAAUUCAUCUAUAGACUCUCCAAUGGCAGCUACAGACCAAUUCCUAUCUCAGAUUUUUUUUCCUAUCUAUCUUCUUCUCUGUGUUUUGUCGUCAAUGAGCUCCAUCGUCAUCGGCUGGGUAAUCGUCGUUGCUGUCGCACACCACCGUGAAGUCGCCGUCGCUUGGGUAACCGAUAGUCGGAAGAAUCACGAUUAAGAAUCUGAGGAGAUGGGUUUUCACAGAUUGCUGCUAUCGAGAAUUUACGGGCGGAGUUGAUCUUAGAGGCUAGCUAAAUGGCUACUGCUGGGGAGAUUACUGCUGCCGAGUUCCUGCGAGGUGGGCGUACGCAGAAUUUGUUUUUGCAGAGCUAUUCUCACUGUAAACGACGUGGGUUGUUGGGGAUACUGCCCACUUUAUCUGUGGGAUCACUUCAUUCAAGCACAAGAUAUACCCGUUUGAGAUGUCGUGCAUCGAGCAAACCCAGAGCUGUGGACUGUAAGGUAGUUGCAAGUCCAGUAGAUGAAGCCACAAGCUUGGUUGAGAAGCCCACAACAGAGGUUAUUCAUUUCUUCCGAGUUCCUUUGAUUCAAGAGAGUGCCACUUCUGAGCUUCUCAAGUCUGUCCAAGCAAAGAUUUCAAAUCAGAUUAUUGGUUUGCAAACUGAGCAGUGUUUUAACAUUGGGAUUCAAUCUGAGAUUUCAAAUGAUAAGCUAUCUGUGCUUAGAUGGCUUCUUCAGGAAACUUAUGAGCCUGAGAAUUUGGGAACUGAGAGCUUUCUUGAGAAGAAGCAGCGGCAAGGACUGGAUUCUGUUAUAAUUGAGGUUGGACCCCGUUUGUCUUUUACCACAGCUUGGUCCUCUAAUGCCGUGUCAAUCUGCCAGGCAUGUGGAUUAACAGAGGUGUCACGAAUGGAACGUUCCAGGAGGUAUUUAUUGUAUAGUAAAGGUGCAUUAGAAGAUCAUCAGAUUAAUGAGUUUUCUGCAAUGGUUUAUGAUCGGAUGACCGAAUGUGUUUAUGUUCAGAUGCUUAGGUCGUUUGAGACUAGUGUGAGACCUGAAGAGUUUCGAUUUGUGCCCGUUUUAGAGCGAGGCCGGAAGGCACUAGAGGAGAUUAAUCAGGAGAUGGGAUUAGCAUUUGAUGAACAAGAUCUUCAAUACUACACCAAACUUUUCAGUGAGGAAAUAAAGCGAAAUCCAACAACGGUGGAGUUGUUUGAUAUUGCUCAAUCCAAUAGUGAGCAUAGUAGGCAUUGGUUUUUUACUGGAAAGCUUGUUAUAGAUGGAAAGCCUAUGAGCCAAACGCUUAUGCAGAUUGUGAAGAGCACCUUGAAGGCAAAUCCUAACAAUUCAGUGAUUGGAUUUAAGGAUAAUUCAAGUGCAAUUCGAGGAUUCUUGGCUAAUCAGUUGCGACCUGUUUAUCCUGGUUCUACGAGCCCUUUAGAAGAAAGUAGUCGUGAUCUCGAUAUUUUAUUUACAGCUGAGACCCAUAAUUUUCCAUGUGCAGUGGCUCCCUAUCCUGGUGCAGAAACUGGUGUAGGAGGACGGAUAAGGGAUACUCAUGCCACUGGGAAGGGGUCUUUUGUUGUGGCAUCUACAGCUGGUUAUUGUGUAGGGAAUCUCAAUAUGGAGGGGUCCUAUUCCCCAUGGGAAGAUUCAUCUUUUGCCUACCCGUCAAACUUGGCUUCGCCUUUGAAGAUCUUGAUUGAUGCAAGUAAUGGUGCAUCUGACUAUGGCAACAAAUUUGGGGAGCCAUUGAUUCAAGGCUAUACUAGAACAUUUGGAAUGAGACUGCCAAGUGGUGAAAGACGAGAGUGGUUGAAGCCAAUCAUGUUCAGUGGAGCAAUUGGCCAGAUUGAUCAUAUUCACAUCUCAAAGGAAGAGCCUGACAUUGGAAUGUUGGUUGUGAAAAUUGGAGGUCCUGCUUAUCGCAUUGGUAUGGGAGGUGGGGCUGCAUCAAGCAUGGUUAGUGGUCAGAAUGAUGCGGAACUUGAUUUUAAUGCUGUGCAGCGUGGAGAUGCUGAGAUGGCACAAAAACUUUAUCGUGUUGUUCGUGCUUGUGUUGAAAUGGGGGAAAAUAACCCAAUUAUUAGUAUUCAUGACCAAGGAGCUGGUGGAAAUUGUAAUGUUGUGAAGGAAAUUAUAUAUCCAAAAGGAGCUGAAAUUGAUAUUCGAGCAAUUGUUGUCGGCGACCAUACAAUGUCUGUGUUGGAGAUUUGGGGUGCAGAAUACCAAGAACAAGAUGCUAUUUUAGUUAAGCCUGAAUGUCGGAGCUUGUUACAGUCAAUUUGUGAUAGAGAGAGGUUAUCAAUGGCUGUAAUUGGAGUAAUUAGUGGUCAUGGUCGUUGUGUUUUAGUUGAUAGUGUUGCCACUCAAAAAUGCAUUUCAAACGGACUUCCUCCACCUCCUCCUGCUGUGGAUCUUGAGCUCGAGAAAGUACUUGGAGACAUGCCUCAGAAAACCUUUGAAUUCCAACGAGUUGUUCAUGCUUUGGAGCCACUUGAUAUUGCUCCUGGAGUGACAGUGGCAGAUUCUCUUAAGAGAGUGUUAAGGCUUCCAUCAGUAUGUUCAAAACGAUUUUUGACUACAAAAGUAGAUAGAUGUGUAACUGGUCUUGUAGCUCAGCAACAAACUGUAGGUCCAUUGCAGAUUACCCUUGCAGAUGUUGGAGUUAUUGCACAAGCUUAUUCGGGCUUGACUGGAGGUGCAUGUGCAAUAGGGGAACAACCCAUAAAAGGCCUACUUGAUCCCAAAGCAAUGGCUAGAUUGGCGGUUGGAGAAGCACUCACUAAUCUUGUUUGGGCUAAAAUUUCUCGUCUUUCUGAUGUUAAAGCAAGUGGAAAUUGGAUGUAUGCUGCUAAGCUUGAUGGGGAAGGGGCAGCCAUGUAUGAUGCAGCUGUGGCUCUUUCAGAGGCUAUGAUUGAACUUGGCAUAGCUAUUGAUGGAGGUAAAGAUAGCCUGUCGAUGGCAGCCCAAGCUGGUGGAGAGGUGGUCAAGGCUCCUGGAAAUCUUGUAAUUAGUGCUUAUGUUACUUGUCCUGAUAUAACAAAAACUGUUACUCCUGAUUUAAAGUUAGGGGAUGAUGGUGUAAUCCUUCAUAUUGAUUUGGGAAAGGGAGAGCGGCGAUUGGGUGGAUCAGCUCUUGCUCAGGCUUUUGACCAAAUUGGGGAUGUGUGUCCUGAUCUCAAUGACGUUCCUUACUUCAAAAGAGUUUUUGAGAGCAUUCAAGACCUCCUAGCUAAAGAGUUAAUCUCUGCUGGUCAUGAUAUUAGUGAUGGUGGCUUGCUGGUAUCUGCCUUAGAGAUGGCAUUUGCUGGAAAUUGUGGCAUUAGCUUGGACUUGACAUCACGUGGGAAGAGUUUGUUCCAAACACUCUAUGCAGAAGAGCUAGGACUUGUACUUGAGGUAAGCAAGGAGAAUUUGGCCGUGGUAAUGGGUGAGUUAACUUCUGCAGGUGUUACUGCUGAUAUCAUUGGACAAGUAACCGCUGCUCCUACCAUUGAAGUCAAGGUUGAUGAAGUAUCUCACCUGAAUGAGGAAACUUCUGUGCUUAGAGAUGUAUGGGAGGCAACUAGUUUUGAGCUGGAGAAAUUGCAAAGAUUGGCUUCUUGUGUUGAAUCAGAAAAGGAGGGAUUGAAAUCUAGGCAUGAACCUUUGUGGGAAUUAUCUUUUGUUCCUUCUUCUACAGAUGAGAAGUAUUUGUCUUCAACUUCUAAACCCAAGGUAGCUGUAAUUCGGGAGGAAGGGAGCAAUGGAGACCGGGAAAUGUCUGCUGCUUUUUAUGCUGCUGGUUUUGAACCAUGGGAUGUGGCAAUGUCCGAUCUUUUGAAUGGAAAAAUCACUUUACAGCAGUUCCGUGGAAUAGUAUUUGUUGGAGGUUUUAGUUAUGCAGACGUGCUUGAUUCUGCAAAAGGUUGGUCUGCUUCAAUCCGUUUCAAUCAGCCCCUUUUGAAUCAAUUUCAAGAGUUCUAUAAACGACCCGACACUUUCAGCCUUGGAGUUUGCAAUGGGUGUCAGCUCAUGGCUCUCUUAGGGUGGGUUCCAGGCCCUCAAGUUGGUGGUGUGCAUGGGGUUGGUGGGGAUCCAUCGCAACCAAGGUUCAUUCACAAUGAAUCAGGACGGUUUGAGUGUCGUUUCACAAGUGUGACCAUAAAGGAUUCUCCAGCUAUAAUGCUUAAGGGAAUGGAAGGCAGUACUUUGGGUGUGUGGUCUGCCCAUGGUGAGGGGAGAGCAUACUUCCCUGAUGAUGGCAUUCUCGACCGUCUUCUCCACUCUGACUUGGCUCCACUAAGAUACUGUGAUGACGAUGGGAAUCCAACCGAAGUUUACCCUUUCAAUCUAAAUGGAUCUCCUUUGGGAAUUGCAGCAAUUUGUUCUCCUGAUGGUAGGCACCUUGCUAUGAUGCCUCAUCCAGAACGUUGCUUCAUGAUGUGGCAGUUUCCCUGGUAUCCAAAGCAGUGGAAUGUGAGCAAAGGAGGUCCUAGCCCAUGGUUGCGGAUGUUUCAAAAUGCUCGAGAGUGGUGCUCUGAGAAGGCUUAAUCUAUCAAUGAGACAGAUUUUUAAUGUAUUUGACAAUAAAUUUUGGGACUUGUGGAUUGCCCUCUCUACCAAUAAUAUUUGGAUGUUUGGCAUUUCACAUGCCAAUUUCAAAGUUGUCUUUUCUCUAACUUUAGUGAAUUCUGUUAAUGGACAAUUUUGUGAUCAAUAUACCAAACAUCUUACUGAUA
Benincasa hispida (wax gourd) is the source of this 4740-nucleotide messenger RNA. RefSeq names its product purine biosynthesis 4 (gene PUR4). Gene Ontology annotation, cellular component: cytoplasm. Gene Ontology annotation, molecular function: phosphoribosylformylglycinamidine synthase activity. The record is from RefSeq and is a predicted model, not a curated record. Gene Ontology annotation, biological process: 'de novo' IMP biosynthetic process. NCBI's taxonomy places the organism in Eukaryota, Viridiplantae, Streptophyta, Magnoliopsida, Cucurbitales, Cucurbitaceae.